UGUGGUUCCUGUUUUGCUUGAGGACAAGGAGUAGGAGGGAUGAGGGGGCUGCUAAGAGCCCUGGCUUCUCAUUUCAGGGUCAUUAAUUCUUCCCUAAGAGGAAGAAGGGGCUACACUGGUGACUCCAACGCCUAUUCCUUCACCUGUAGUCAUUCUUGCGAAACAACACUUGGCUAAGUUUUGUAUUGCGGUUAUUUACGUCUACCUCCCACCCUCCUCUGAGUUCCUCAAAGGCAGAGGUCAUGUAUGACCUGUUGCUGAAUUUCUAGAGCCCUGCAUGGGUAGUAGGUUCCCAUUUAUCUUUGGUUGAGUGAUCUGGGAAGCAAACCAAAGUGGGUACAUUUCAAACAGCCCUCUGAGGCCCUGGUGGUGAGAAAGAGCUGAGACAGGUGGGCACCAACUGCUGGAAGCUCACAGAAGAGAUCGGCAGGGGAAGGACGCAAUGAAGAAAAUUCAGGAUGCUGCUUUAUCACCUGGAGGAAGUUUUAAAGCAGUGGUUCCAGGGUUCCCUCGGCCUCUCUCUGUCCCACGCCCGGAAGCUGGGAAGGUCUAAAGCGAAGACAGGGAGAAGACCCGGAAGUGGGGCCGUCCUUCAAGCACGUGAUGAGGGAACACACCGGUGCUGUCACGUGACUCGCCGUUCCUGGGUGCUGAAUGUUUAGCUGCUCUUAAAGGUACAGGCUGCUGGGCCCCCUGCAUUAGACGGGGCGGAGGCAGAGUCCGACCGGUGGGUCUUGGUGGGGCGUUCGAGGGCGCGAGAUGGAGCCCGGGGUUAGGGCCGUGGCUCGCCGGGCGCGAGUGCAGCGGAGAAGCCGGAGCUGGGACCGGCAGUGGGGCGUUGAUCCUUCUCACCUGUCACAGCCCCUCAUCCGCCCCAUCAGGGCCAACUCUGAACUCUCGCUGACUUUGGACCCUUCGGGGGACCUCAACUUGAUGCCAUGGGAGGCUGCGCGGGCUCGCGGCAGCGCCUUUCGGAUUCGGAGGGACCGUCAGGGCGCCCAUUGGAAGAACGCGGUGGGCUUCUGGCUCCUGGGCCUCUGCAACAACUUCUCUUAUGUGGUGAUGCUCAGUGCUGCCCACGACAUCCUUAGUCACCAGAGAGCACCUGGGAACCAGAGCCACGUGGACCCAGACCCAACACCCACCCCUCAUAAUAGCACAUCUCGAUUUGACUGUAACUCUGUCUCCACGGCUGCGGUGCUCCUGGCAGACAUCCUUCCCACCCUCAUCAUCAAAUUGCUGGCUCCUCUUGGCCUCCAUCUGCUGCCCUACAGCCCCCGGGUUCUCACCAGUGGGAUCUGUGCCGCUGGAAGCUUCAUCUUGGUCGCCUUUUCUCAUUCGGUGGCAACCAGCCUGUGUGGUGUGGUCUUGGCUAGCAUCUCUUCAGGUCUGGGGGAGGUCACCUUCCUCUCCCUCACCGCCUUCUACCCCAGGACCGUGAUCUCCUGGUGGUCCUCGGGUACUGGGGGAGCCGGGCUCCUGGGGGCAUUGUCCUACCUGGGCCUCACCCAGGCCGGCCUCUCCCCCCAGCACACCUUGCUGUCCAUGCUGGGUAUCCCCGCCCUGAUGCUAGCCAGCUAUUUCCUGUUGCUCACGUCUCCUGGGUCCCAGGACCCUGGAGGGGAAGAGGAGGCAGAGACAGCAGCCCGGCAGCCCCUGAUAAAUAGCGAGGCCCCCGAGUUGAAGCCAGGCUCCGGCUCACACCUGUCCCUUCAGGAAAGGUGGACUGUGUUCAAGGGCCUGCUGCAUUACAUCGUCCCCCUGGUGCUGGUUUACUUUGCUGAGUAUUUCAUCAACCAGGGCCUUUUUGAACUCCUCUUCUUCCGGAACACGUUCCUGAGUCAUGCUCAGCAGUACCGCUGGUACCAGAUGCUAUACCAGGCUGGCGUCUUUGCCUCCCGCUCCUCUCUCCGCUGCUGUCACAUCCGCCACACAUGGGCCCUGGCCUUGCUACAGUGCCUCAACCUGGUCUUCCUGCUGGCGGACGUGUGGCUGAGCUUCCUGCCCAGCAUCUACCUCGUCUUCCUGAUCAUUCUGUAUGAGGGGCUCCUGGGAGGAGCGGCCUAUGUGAACACCUUUCACAAUAUUGCCCUGGAGACCAGUGAUGAGCAUCGGGAAUUUGCCAUGGCAACCGCCUGUGUCUCUGACACCUUGGGGAUCUCGCUCUCAGGGCUCCUGGCCCUGCCUCUGCACGACUUCCUCUGCCGCCUCUCCUGACACUGUAGCUCCUUGGGACAUAGGACACAUUGACCUGGACCCACACUGACCAGUGGGCAGGUCGGACCGACCCGAGGCCCACAGCCCGGAGCCCAUCCAGGAGCUCUGCCCCCGAUCCUCCCUGCAUGGCUGGGAUGUGGGAAAGUGCUGAGGCCCUGUUCCCCUCUGAUGGAGGAGCAGCAAUUUUCUCCCAGUCCCAAGCUGGUUUGGGGAAUUUCUUGGUGUCAUGCCCUGGGAAUAAAUGCCUAUUUUAUCAAUUGA
This is a messenger RNA of Phacochoerus africanus (Common warthog), 2478 nucleotides long. RefSeq names its product CLN3 lysosomal/endosomal transmembrane protein, battenin (gene CLN3). Lineage: Eukaryota; Metazoa; Chordata; Mammalia; Artiodactyla; Suidae. The transcript has 16 exons. Gene Ontology annotation, biological process: lysosome organization; lysosomal lumen acidification. The record is from RefSeq and is a predicted model, not a curated record. Gene Ontology annotation, cellular component: membrane; lysosome. The coding region runs from base 760 to 2217 and encodes 485 amino acids.